This is a messenger RNA of Nothobranchius furzeri (turquoise killifish), 1206 nucleotides long. NCBI's taxonomy places the organism in Eukaryota, Metazoa, Chordata, Actinopteri, Cyprinodontiformes, Nothobranchiidae. The record is from RefSeq and is a predicted model, not a curated record.
GGCAGCAGUCAAGUUUAGUAACAAAAAGACAACAGCUUAAGCCCUUAUCACUAGCUAAAGAAACAUUAAUGACAAAGAGGUUAAAACAUUUGAAUAAAAGUCAAAAACACUUCAAGGUGAAUAUAUUAUUCAAGCAAAUAUAGAUAUUUUAAAGUAUCUGUGAUUAAGCAACUUUUAUUUCAGGAGAUUAAAAAAGAUUCAAAAACUUGGCAGUAAUUUAUUAAAAGAACAUCUAAAUUAUUUUUCUUGUAUAAAAACAAACAGCUGGUGGUUUAAAAUGUAUUGAUUGCUUUUUGUUAAAUAUAGAAAUACUAUAAAAUUCUUUAAUGUUUGGUAAUUAUCGUUAAUUCACUUGUAUGUAUAAACACCUGUGUGUGUGUGUACGUGCGCGCGCGUGCCUGGUGUGUUUUAUAAUUUAUGGAGCUUGAUGAGGUGAAAGUGAAACCAGCCUCAUCUGAAUUUCUCCUCUUCACUGAUAACAUGGAAGGGAAAAUACCUCAAAAGAAAAGAUUGAACAUAAAAUCCCUUAAAAUAAUUUUAAUAAAUGUUUAAUAUUAAGGUUAACAGUAUUUCUUUUACCUGUUAUAAUUUAAAACAGAAUCAACUAUCAUAAUUUCAAUCAGCCUCGUGUGUGCGCGCACGCGUGUGUGUAACCCGACCAGGCUCCUUGGUUCUGUGGGACUGAGCCGAUCACUCAGUGCAGCUCCGUACCUGCCAGCUGCACCAUGAGGGCUAAAGAAGCUCCUGGUAAAGACUGUGUGAAAGUGGCCGUCAGAGUGAGACCCUUCAUCAAGAGAGAGAGGGAUGCAGGCAGCCAAUGUAUCAUCACCAUGACAUCGACCUCCAUCAUCAUCCAGGACCCGCGUGACUGCCAGAACCGACGGGCGUUCUGUUUCGAUUAUGCCUACUGGUCCCACAACUGCUUUGCAAGAGACCACAGUGGCCUCUAUGUUGCUGAAGAGCUGGGGGGACGAUACGCUGACCAGGUCAGCUUCCCAAAUGUUAGCAGUGGAAAAACUAUAUAGAAGUUUGCUUUAUUUGCUCAUGAGAUGCCAUUUUACCUCCAGAACAGUGUGUUCCAGGACCUAGGAGAAGGGAUACUGGAGAACGCUCUGCAGGUGGUUUCCAAUUCAUUCCAAAAACACUUAAAUAUAAAUUUGUUCACACUGAUUAUGAGACUGAUCUGAACUGCCCAGGGUUACAAUG